Messenger RNA from Capsaspora owczarzaki ATCC 30864, 487 nucleotides. RefSeq lists its product as hypothetical. The record is from RefSeq and is a predicted model, not a curated record. The coding region runs from base 69 to 374 and encodes 101 amino acids. NCBI's taxonomy places the organism in Eukaryota, Filasterea, Ministeriida, Capsasporidae. The transcript has 2 exons.
GUUCUCUGAGCAGGAAAGCCACUUCUCACUUCUCAACCGACUGCUCAAACAACCAAACCGCAGACAGAAUGGGAAUCAACUGCCCGGCAUGCUCAGGACCCGUCGCGAGCGGACAGAAGGAGGCCAUGGGCAAGACGUGGCAUCCCAAGUGCUUUGUCUGCAAGAAGUGCGGCAAGCAGCUCGCCAACGAGUACAAGGUCGUUUCUAACAAGGCGUACUGCAAUGUCUGCGUUGACCGCACACCCGCGCUGCUCAAGGCCAGCCGAGGCAGCUCAAGCUCGGCAGGUGGACAGCCCAGGCAAUCGAACGCCAGCACGAGCAGUGGCAACCGCGGUGGCAGCAAUGGCGGUGGCGGUGGCUGCAUCAUUGCAUAGCUGGUGUUUUGGCAUUGGAAAAUUUUGUACUGAAGAUUUGCAAUUGGAAACUGUUGUUGGUUGCCUCUGCGCCCCCUCCCAAGUCAUACAGCUUCAAGAAAUGCACUAGUGCG